UCCCUGUCUCAUUGAAAGCAGAUCUUUCCAGGAGGAGAAGAAAGAAAGCGGGGCGUGCAUGCUGAGGCGAGCGACGUUUCGUGACACUUCCAAGAUCGACUGGGAAGUCCUUAUGGUAGCUGAAGGGCGCGUGUCAUCCUUCCCGAGCGAGAUCCAGAGGCUGAAGGGCUGGCCCCGACGUUGGAUCCACUCGGCCAGCACCUACAUUUAGAAUAACAGACAAUGACCGACCGCAAUGAGAACCUCCUGAAUCUGAAAUCAACGGAUCGAUCGAAGCAAGCGCCGUACAAAACUGCCUGCAACUGGAACAACAACAACGACGUUCGCGGCAACGGCACGACGAACGUGAUCAGAAGAGAUCCGAAUCACUAUCCACCAUCGUGCAAUCAUCAGAGAGAUCGGGCGAAUUCGAAUUACCGCCUGCCAAGGAAGGCGCCCAUCGUUGGCUGGCAAAAUGGCAGCCCGACGGUGUUCCCGAGCACCCCGUGUGGUACACCAGACCCGGAGAUGCACGACGCGAUCAAUUUGUCGCGUUCGCACAGCGUCGUCUCGUCCACCAAGUGUUCGGAGAUCGGCGUGGAUUCCUCCGGGAACACGGAGGACCUCAGCAGCCUGGCGGACGAGAGGCUGCUGCAGUCGACGCCGGCCCACACCAUCGACCGAAGCGUGGAGUCACUGUCACCGGACAGAGACACCUUCCUGACUAUGUCGCCGGAGUUCGGCAGAAGCAAGGACCUAAGCCUGCCGGACGACAUCGAGGACAAGAUCGAUCUGCUGAGCCCCGGGACCGACUGCACGGAGGACAGGAUACCGCUCACGCCUGUUUGCAACAGUUACUUGGCCUCGCCGAACCUCACGAUAGGGCCCAGCCCUACCGGUAGAACCGAGCUGAUAAUAACCGUCCCGUUGUCCGAGCAUCGGCCGUACGAGAGAAACGGUGAACCCAGGAAUUGCAGGUACGACUCGGAGUCGCGACCGAUAAUCACCUCUAAUCCUGGCUACAGGGACGACGACACGAAGGACUCCAUCGACUCGGACAGCGCAUCGGACGACGAGUUGACCAACACAGCGAAGGGAAAACGGAAACCGAAAGUGCCGGAUGGCGGAUGGGGCUGGGUGGUUGUAUUGGCCUCUUUGGUCAUUUCAAUGAUAGCCGACGGGGUGUCCUUCAGUUUCGGCCUUUUGUACAUCGAGUUCCUACACGAGUUCGGCGCGUCCAAGUCGAAAACAGCUUGGAUCGGCUCCCUGUUCAUGGCCGUGCCGCUUCUCUCCGGCCCGAUCAUGUCAGCGUUGGUGGAUCGUUACGGAUGCCGGAGCAUGACCAUCGUUGGCGGCCUGAUCUCCGGGACAGGGUUCGUGUUGAGCUCGUUCGGCAACUCCAUCGAGGUAAUGUAUUUGACUUUCGGUGUCAUCGCUGGUCUCGGCUUGGGCCUGUGCUAUGUCACUGCGGUCGUGAGCAUCGCGUAUUGGUUCGACAAGAAGCGGAACCUGGCCGUGGGCUUGGGCGCCUGCGGCACCGGCAUCGGCACGUUCGUGUACGCGCCGAUGACCACGUACUUCAUCGAAGAGUAUGGCUGGAGAGGCACUUGCCUGCUCCUGGCGGGCACCUUCUUCAACAUGAUCGUUUGCGGCACGGUUAUGCGCGAUCCUGAGUGGUGGAUCAUAGAGCAGGAGAAGCAGAACGGCGCGACACCGAGGAAGUCGACGACCAAGUCCGAGUGCGACAGGUCCAGCGUCAGCCCUGUGGACGAAUUCCCUGGGGUCGAGGAAUUGAGAAGGAUGCUGAAGAGCGGGCACACACCGGAGUAUUUGUUGCAGAUCCUCAGCACCACCACGGAGGACCCACAGGCGACGAACGGGGACGUGAAGUUCAGAAGCGUGGUUAAUCUACCUACUUUCGUGAAACACAAUGAAAAGGUGCCCGUGGAGGUAUUAGAAUCGCUUUCGAGUAACCCGAGGCUGUAUAAGGUCAUUUUGGAGAACUAUCCCAAUCUUUUAUCAUGCAGAAGCUGUUCGGAUAAAAUGUUACAAGAUUCCACUGCUGCAGAAGUUGGCAAUAAGAGUGUCGUCACAAUGUCGAUGAGGAUCAAACAAGCACCUGACGAGCCGAAACACGACAAUUCGUAUGCAACGAAUAAUAUUCAUUCAGGGCCCGCGUGCAACACUAUCAAAAAUCACAUAGCUAGAAAGAUAACGAAAAAGGAAUCGGAGGAAGUCAAUCCUCUCUUGACGAAAGAACUUGAGCACACGAUGAACGAAGGAAGAAAAUCAAAAUCGGUGUCCAAACAACGUAUCGGUGAACUUAAUUGCAGAGUGGUCAGAACGGAUUCUCUGCCGUGGUUAAGGAGACAGUUUAACACGAAUACUCACUACUUCAAAGAUAUUAGAGUUCACAGGAACUCGGUCAUGUAUCGCGGUGCCGCCCUUAAUUUACACAAAUACAGAUUAAGGGCCAGCAGUUGUCCCGAUAUUUAUAGGAAUAGCAUGACUACUUUGGCGAAAGAAAACGAAGAGAAAUGGUACAGCGAAUUGGUGGACUUACUGAAAGGUAUGAUGGACUUUUCAAUGUUCCUGGAACUGCACUUUUUAUUCCUCUCGCUAUCAACGAUCUUGCUGUUCACUUGGUUUAUCGUGCCUUACUUUUAUCUUGCCGAGCAUCUUACCAGAAACAGUUACACCGAGUCUGAUGCUGCGAAUCUCCUCAGCAUCAUCGGCAUUACCAACACAAUUGGAAUGAUCGGUCUUGGAUGGGCAGGGGACCAACCGUGGAUGAAUGUCAGCAAAACCUAUACUUGGUGUCUGGUUGCUUGUGGUGUGGCAACGAUUCUAAUGUCAACCUUGACCCCUUACUACAAUCUGCUGAUGGUCGUCUCGGCGGCGUUCGGUCUCUUUUUCGCGAGUAACUUCAGUUUCACCCCCGUUAUACUGGUAGAGUUGAUACCCCUGGAGAGAUUCACCACUGCGUACGGUCUUAGCCUGCUGUGUCAAGGUAUAGGAAAUCUUCUUGGCCCACCACUGGCUGGUUGGAUAUUUGACGUGACGAAUUCGUGGGAUUUGUCCUUUUGCAUGGCGGGUGGAUGGAUUGUUAUCUCCGGGUUUUUGGUAGGGCUUAUCCCGUACACGAAAAAUCGAAAGAUCUGGGGCAAAGGCCCUAUCGAGAUGGAGCGCGAGAAAGAUAGUAUAGCUUGAAUCAAUUACCAACUGUGCUUUUAACGAACGACUAUUGUUUUCAGAGAGUGUGAACAACAAAAAGGAAUUUGUCCUUCAUUUAAUGAUUUUAUCAUCAGGCCUGUUUCUUUCCAUUAGACAGCACAGUUAUAUUUUAUAUACGGUGAUAAUAGUAACAAUUAUCCGUAAUAUUUAUAAAGUAAAGCGUAAAACAUGUACAUAUGUUAAUAGAGAUCUCAAUUGAGAUACAAUGACAUGCAGCUUAAUCGCAUUCAACAUCAUAAUGUACGACGAAUUAGCGAAGAUAUAAAUAAUCAAUGAAUACAUCUCGUCAAAACUCUUAUUAUUGGCAAACUUAUGAUUGAAUGUCACAUUUCACGUGAGAUUUUAUUAUUCGUUAGAGUUAUUCUAUAUGGAAGUACAGAUGCAAACUGCAUACAGACGCGAUAUUUGUCUUUUAAAUUGCAAUUCGAUCAACGUGGUUGCGUAAAUGUAACGUGGAUAUUCAUGAAUGAUAUACACGAACAUCGAUAUGUAAUUGGAAUAUAUUAUUCGUUGUUGUUCUGACAGUACAAAGCUACAAUAUACGGUAUUAACUUAAUUCCAUUUAAAAGCUAGAUUCGUCAAUAAUUUUAUCAGAAACAAAAUUCUUUCUUAAAAAAAGGAACAAACGAAAGGUAUUCCUAAAACAACAUUUGAAAGGAGCUAGCUUUGAUAAACAUUUACAAAAUUUCUAUACACAUGUAGGUACUGAUAGAAAAUAAAAUAUUUCUGAGCAAAAAAGUGGUUAAAUUUGGCUAUGAGUUCACAUACUCAUAAAAGAGCUAAUGAUAGAGAUCUUGUGAAUACAAUUAGGGAUCGGUGUAUUUGUAAACGUUUGCCUUAUAAUUGUCCAAUAUUGAUAACGAAUCGAGAAAUGAAGUCUGUCAUGCUAAUUGAAACGAUGUACGAUAAUUUUUCGCAUCGUUGUAACGAAACGUCCCAACUGUGAUCACAAACUAUAUUGUCAGGUAAAACUUAGAAAAAUUUUCGAAAUUAGCAAAUGUAUUCUAGCUAUUAAGUAUUCGGCAUUUAACUGUAUUAACGAAGACUAUAUUAACGAAGUGCAGCGUUACUGUGUUAUAUACCGUAAUUAAAUAUUUCAAUUGAAAAGUAAAGAAAAGAAAAAAAAAAGAGAAGUACAUUCAA
Messenger RNA from Frieseomelitta varia, 4356 nucleotides. RefSeq lists its product as uncharacterized. NCBI's taxonomy places the organism in Eukaryota, Metazoa, Arthropoda, Insecta, Hymenoptera, Apidae. The record is from RefSeq and is a predicted model, not a curated record. The transcript is spliced from 6 exons. Gene Ontology annotation, biological process: monocarboxylic acid transport; transmembrane transport. Gene Ontology annotation, molecular function: monocarboxylic acid transmembrane transporter activity. The coding region runs from base 223 to 3189 and encodes 988 amino acids.